AUGGCGCCCGACCUCAAGCAGAACAAGGCCUACCGCAUAGUAGAGCACGCAUAUGCCAAUGGCUAUGCUGUCCCAGCAAUGUGCUUGUACAAUGUCGAGGGCAUCCUAGCAACAGUACGAGCAGCGGAAGCCAAGAAGUCACCGGUUCUAAUUCAGCUGUUCCCUUGGGCGAUCGAGUAUGCGGAUGGCUUGCUCAUCCACGCAGCGGCGGAGGCAGCCAAGAACGCGAGUGUGCCUGUUGCGGUGCACAUGGACCAUGCACAGAGUCCAGAGAUCAUUAAGCGGGCGGCAGAGUUGGGUGGUUUCGACGGCAUAAUGGUGGACAUGUCUCAUCACGAGCGUGCAGAAAAUCUGGCCCUAACGAAAGAACUCGUUACAUAUCUUGCCGAGCGGGGCAUCAUCUCGGAAGCUGAACCUGGGCGUAUCAACGGCGGUGAAGACGGCGUCUCGGACACUUUGGACCUUGAAGGCAUCCUUACUACACCUGAGCAAGCGGAAGAAUUCGUGGCAACGGGCAUUCAAUGGUUAGCACCAGCAUUCGGAAACGUGCAUGGGAAGUACGGACCUAAAGGACCUCAGUUGGAAUGGGACAGACUGAAGGGCUUGGUGGAUGCGGUCGGCGAUCGAGUUAGGUUUGUACUACAUGGGGCCGGCACGGAGUAUUUCAAGGGAGAUCUGCUCGGCCAGGCUGUGAAAGCUGGUCUAUGCAAAAUCAAUUUGAACGACGCAGUCAACGACAGCUAUAUCCGCGUAAUGAAGGAGAAGGCUGGGAAUACUCCAUUGACACAGUUGCUUCAAGAGGUGACGGAUGCGAUGCAGAAAGAUGUUGAGCAGCAUAUGGACUGGUUGGGCUCGAGCGGCAAAGCGUGGUGA
Cyphellophora attinorum is the source of this 873-nucleotide messenger RNA. Its product is annotated as putative fructose-bisphosphate aldolase. Gene Ontology annotation, molecular function: zinc ion binding; aldehyde-lyase activity. Gene Ontology annotation, biological process: carbohydrate metabolic process. The coding region runs from base 1 to 873 and encodes 290 amino acids. The transcript has 3 exons. Lineage: Eukaryota; Fungi; Ascomycota; Eurotiomycetes; Chaetothyriales; Cyphellophoraceae. The record is from RefSeq and is a predicted model, not a curated record.